AUGACCGCAACGUGUUGUUCGUGUUUAUCUCUAUCGGCAGAAUCAUCAAAGAGAAUGAUUGUGACUGGACCAAACGGUGAAAAAAAAAUGUACGUUGAACACGCAUCAAAAUCGGAUUUGAAAGGAUCCGCAACGGGAUACGUAUAUACCAGCGAUGGAUACGGUCCUGGAACGAUGGUAAAACUGGAUGAAACAUAUUAUGUUCAACCCAAUGAUUUUGCACAGUUUGUAAAUCGAGGUUUCGAGUCUCUUUUACAUCCGGCUUAUUACGCUCAAGAUGAAAGAGGUGAAAGUGGUUUCUAUGGGAAUGAAGGGUAUGGAUAUCGAAACGGAGACGUUGUCUAUGGCGGAGUAAACGAUGAAAAUGGUUACAAACAUUAUGAAGACUAUAACAAAGAAGUACAGGAAAAAAAACACGGCAAAGAAAUAGAAUCGUACGAUAAGGAAGAUAGUAUAAGCGAUACAAAACAUUUUAUACAAGAUGGAAAGUACCACGGAGUGAAAGAAGAGAAAAAUGGAGAAGAAGGUGAAAAAUUUACUAUGAAAAAAAAUCAUAAAAAAGGAUAUAAAACAACCGGAUUUCACAACGUUUACCACAAAGAAGAAUUUAAAAAAGAUCAUGUUUUUUUCGACGAAACAAACGACGGAGGACAUCACUCGAAAAUGGGUAACAAACACGAAACACACGAAUCCGACGGUAAAGAUUAUAAAAAAACGAGUCAUGAAAACAGCGGACGACACCACGACGAAUACCACAAAAAAGGAUCAUUUCGAAAAGGAGAUUUUCAAAGUUCCGCAAAAGGGUUUCGCGAAUCCGAAGGAAACAACAAACAUUAUUCUGACAAUGUCGAAUAUGGGAGAAAACAAGAGAAAAAUUUUCAAAAUAAAUCUCGUUGGAAAUCGAUAACGGAAAUGGCGAUGAUGAAAAAACCGUUAAAAACGAAUCCAGUGAAAAAAUUCAAUUUAAAUUAA
Molecule: messenger RNA, 972 nt
Organism: Pediculus humanus corporis (human body louse)
Lineage: Eukaryota; Metazoa; Arthropoda; Insecta; Psocodea; Pediculidae
Exons: 2
Coding region: 1-972 (323 amino acids)
Source: RefSeq, a predicted model, not a curated record